GAAAGGCGAGGGUGAACCAUCAUGAGCCCAAUCGUUCAAGUUCUUUAUCUUUGGGACGAGUCAUGGCUCAAUAUCCUACUCGUAUUCAUACCUUUAAGCUUCAUAUCCCAUAACAUGGACUGGGACGUUGGGCUCGUAUUUUUCUUUAACUUCAUGGCCAUCGUGCCCUUGGCUAAGGUGGCACUAAUCUCAUCAUCAGACUCUUGGAAGACUGACGCCGUUUUUUAAUUGUUGGGCGAGGCAACUGAUCAGUUGGCCGUCAAAUUGGGGAAAACUAUGUCAGGUCUCCUAAGUCCUUGAUGCAUCCUUUGGGAACGCCGUUGAAAUUAUCGUCGGGGUUGCUGCUUUACUCAAUGGUUUGUCAACCUAUCUGAAGUUGUUUGUAACUCAUGGUGAUCCCAGGUCAAUUACGAAUUGUUCAGAUGUCUAUGCUGGGAUCGAUCUUGUCAAAUAUACUCCUUGUCCUUGGUUGUUCGUUUCUCGCCGGUGGAUUAUAUCAUUCAGAAGGAUUUUUCAAUGGUACUGGAGCUCAGAUCUGCCUCCCUGAUGACUGUCUCGUGCAUUAGUGCGAAUAUUUCCUGGUAGCUGGUGAAAAUCGGAUGGAGAUUGAUAUAUGUAAGUUUGGGGUAGUCAGUAGAAUGUUUUAGAUCAAUAUCUAUCGUUCUCACGAUAUAUCGGAAGUUAGCACCAAGGGGCGUUUCGGAGCUCGUCUCCGAAAUAUCAAUCUUAUAAGUUUUAACUGAGAAAAAUUGAAAAAUGAGUCCAA
This is a messenger RNA of Suillus plorans, 766 nucleotides long. RefSeq lists its product as uncharacterized. Gene Ontology annotation, cellular component: fungal-type vacuole membrane. Gene Ontology annotation, biological process: calcium ion transmembrane transport; intracellular calcium ion homeostasis. Lineage: Eukaryota; Fungi; Basidiomycota; Agaricomycetes; Boletales; Suillaceae. The transcript is spliced from 5 exons. Gene Ontology annotation, molecular function: calcium:proton antiporter activity. Bases 390 to 566 code for a protein of 58 amino acids. The record is from RefSeq and is a predicted model, not a curated record.